This is a messenger RNA of Musa acuminata subsp. malaccensis (wild Malaysian banana), 1749 nucleotides long. RefSeq lists its product as uncharacterized. NCBI's taxonomy places the organism in Eukaryota, Viridiplantae, Streptophyta, Magnoliopsida, Zingiberales, Musaceae. Gene Ontology annotation, biological process: protein ubiquitination. Gene Ontology annotation, molecular function: ubiquitin protein ligase activity. Gene Ontology annotation, cellular component: cytoplasm. The record is from RefSeq and is a predicted model, not a curated record.
CUCCCCAUCUGGGGACGCGAAACGCCCCUGAACCCGCCCUUAAUUUCUCCCCCAUCCAACCCCUCGGGUGGAGAGGCGACGCUCUCUUUCUUCCCUGGCAAUCUCAUCGUCUUCCAUGGCGGACGCUCCCAACCUCUUCCUCCGCCUCACCGACGAUCGCGACCACCAAGAACCACCAGCUCGCUUCCCCCCUCCGCGCUCCUUCUGGCCCUCCCAAUCCGCCGCCGGCUCGGCCAUCGCCGAUCGGGAUCCCUUUGUCCCUGUCUUCUCGUCCGGCCCCACCUUUGGAGAGCUUGACUCGGGCUCCGACUAUUCAGGUUACUCCGAUGACGACGACGACGACGACCACGCCACGCUCUCACUCGACCUCUUCCGCCGCCCUCCGCCCUCCGUCUCCGGCGCUGCCAUGGAUCCCUUUCCCGAGCCCUUUGGUUCCCCCGUCUUUAGGGUUUCCGAGGGCCCCGAGGAGAUCGGUCCUCCCUGCAGCCUCGACAUCGGUCUCGGACUGGGGCUAGGGUCAGGAUUCGAGAGGGACGACGAUAACGACGCAGGGGAGGACGUGGAUCGGGAGGUUGUCGUACCGGACUGGGCAGCGGAUGAUUUCUUCAUCGGAAGGAGGAGCUCCCCUUCCGAGUCGACCGAGUUCUCGAGGGCCCGGCCCGUAGGUUCCGGCGGCCUUAGGGUUGUUGGGUUCGACUCUGAUUCGGACUCCGAUGGGCAGAUCGUGGCGAUGGGCAACGAGCAGAUUGCCGGGAUCUCUGAUGACGGCGAAGUCGACCGAUAUAGGAUCUCCGACGAUUUAGGUCUUCCUCUCUGUUGGGACACCCUCCAAUUGAGCGACGGCCGGAGAGAUGCAAACGAGGGGUUUGAUUGGGAGGAGAUCGAUGGUCAGGACGUAGAAAGGGAUGUCCUUAGUAUCAUGGUUCUUGGUGAUGAGGAGAGAUCUGAUGACAUUGGGGGAUCGGGUCGUGAUGAGGUUGAGCCAGAAGAUGUUGUCAGAAACGUCAAUUGGGAGAUCCUUUUGGCCAUGAACAAUUUAGGGAGGAGCCCUUUUGAUCCAGAUGAUGUCGAAGCCUAUUUCGAGGAUCAAGAUGGCCUGGUCUACACAUCUGAUUACGAGUCCUACGAGGUCUUGUUUGGGCAUUUCACCGAGCAGGAUGGCAACACCAAGGGUAGCCCUCCAGCAGCAAAAUCAGUGGUCGAGAACCUCCCUUCAGCUGUUAUGACAAAAGAAGACGCCGCCGACAUUGACGCCGAUUGUGCGGUUUGUAAGGAUGGGAUCGUGGCAGAGGACAGAGUUAAGAGGCUGCCAUGUUUGCACCAUUAUCAUGAGGAGUGCAUCUUGCCAUGGCUUGGGAUCCGUAACACCUGUCCCCUUUGUAGAUUCGAGUUGCCAACAGAUGAUCCUGAAUAUGAGAAGCAGAAGGCAUGGAGGGCAGGUGGUAGUGUUAUCCCCGGUGAUGAAGCUCCUCUCAGGUAUGAUUUUGAAGUGUUACCUGAAGCUUAGAACUGGUAAACCAGGGUGGUUCUAUUUUAAGUGCACACCAGGCUAUGGUGAUCUUCUAUUCCAAUGUUGUUGUGUUGAUCUAUAACAAUGUUAUUUUUCUGUUGUAGGACAGCCCUAGUGAUAAUGAGGUAUUUGUUAGAGUUCUGUCAACUGUUCAAUUGGAAGUUGGUUUUCCAAGAUCCUACUAUAUAUCAAUAACAAUCUGAAUAAAUGUGGCUUGUGAAAAUAUAACUUUUGCAGCA